GUCUUCUUUAAUGUCCCGCUAGUGACGCACCUAUGUGCUCCUCCACCCUGUCGCUCACACAAGAGUGAAGAAAGGUAAACAUCAAAAAUACAAGGUUGUGUCGUUAGUGGAUUGCCUGUCUGGUAUUCAGCUGUGCUGCAGUCAUAUAAUACGAGCUGAGAGACGACUGAACAUCCAGACUUUCAAUCCUUCUCACCAUGUCGCAGCCCAUCCAUAACCACCAUGAAGGAGCCUACGUCUCUCUGAUGAGAGGCAUGAGAGAGCUGGACCUCUGCGGCCCUUGCAACCCCAGUGACCUGGUGCUGAUUGGAGACCAUGCUUUUCCUUUAGCAAUGAAUAGCCAAGGCCAGGUCCUCAUGGCUGCCUCCCUGUACGGUAAAGGAAGGAUAGUAGUCCUGGGUCAUGAAGGCUAUCUGACCACCUGUCCUGCUCUGGUAGAGAGCUCUUUGGUCUGGCUUAGAGGAGAGGAAUCUGAAAACCAAUCUGUAGGGGUCCACAAGAAUGUCAAGGCGGUCGCUGAUAAUCUCAGCAAAUCCAGCUUCCAAACCAAAGUUGUGGGCGACUUUAAUAAAAGUUUGGGGGUCGGCGUGUAUGUGACCGAUGCCUACAGCGUGGGUAAAGAUGUGAAGGAGCUGGUGGCUUUCAUGAAAGCUGGGGGAGGAGUGCUGAUAGCGGGGCAGGCGUGGGAUUGGGCUAAGAAGCACCCGAAGAAGAACACGCUGCUUCUGUUUGAGGGCAACAAGGUGUCUGGUGUGGCAGGGAUCUACUUCUCUGAGCAUGAAGGUGUGGCAGAGUGCAUCCCUGUGCAUCCACAGAUCCCAGCUUCCUGGAUGGCUGUAGUGAUUGGAAAGGAUUUCCAGGAUGAUCUGGAGUGCCUACUGGAGGGGGUUAAAGAGUUUGACCUGCAGGGCAAUGCCAUCAGUUCUGAGAUUCUGGUCCACGGCCCGCUGGCCUUUCCCAUUGGGUCUACAGCUGAUGGACGGGCAUUCAUAGCAGGGGCUUACUAUGGGCAAGGACGCGUCAUUGUGCUGACACAUGAAGGACAUCUGGGGCGAGAGAGCCUGUCUACAUUUUUUAGCAAUGCCCUCCACUGGUUGGAUGAAGGCCGUAACGGUGUUGUUGGUAUCGGGCCAAAACAUGCACUCAACAAUUUUAGUAAAUCAGGGUUAAAAUGUGAAUUAUCCAACUUCAAAGACGACCUUAGUGUGUACGUUUGUACGACGUACAGCGAUGCUCAAGCAGAGGAAAUUCGAAACUUUGUGGCAGAGGGAGGAGGCCUGCUGAUGGCUGGACAUGCCUGGUACUGGGCGCAGACUCACCGUGGGAAAAACCCCUUAACAGACUACCCAGGGAACCAUAUCCUAAACAAAAUGGGCUUGAGCAUAAUGGGCUCAACAAUCGGCGGAGGUUUAUACAAGGCUCCUGAGCCCUGCAGAGCCAAAGAAAUCUACCACUUCCGCCAGCUGCUGCGCCGCUUUGCCGGCCAUGUUACCAAUGGAGAAAAACUGAGCAAGCAGGAAGAGGGGUGUCUGAAAAAACUGGGCCAAGAUUGUGCAGACUUCUUGCACAUGAACGCUCAUGACUGCUGCUCCUACACACAGGUGGUUUCCACCCUCACAGAUCUCAUAAUGAAGUCAGGCAUGCCUCAAGUGUGUGACACCUGCCCUGUGAAGAAUCCUAAAGACCACCUGCUCCUUAAUGUGGCGCCAGAGGUGUACAAGGUCUGCCAAAAUCCUGAUGCCCUUCUGCCCCACCUCAUCAAGGAAAAUCCCAUAAUGCCAGUACUCUACGACCAUGUCAUCAAGAUAGAUGCUGACACAGCAGGAGGAGAAGAGUGGAUCAGCACAGGUCUUUACCUCUCUCCUGGUAUGAAGACCUACAUGGCCUUGCCACCACAGAUUGUCAACAAAGGAUGGCAGGUCCAAAUUGGCUGCCAAACAGACCGUCUCAAGUCUGAUGUGCUGAAGAGAGCUCCCUGUGUUCAUGAGAGAUUCCCCGUGAACUCACCAAUGAUGCUUGUGUGGAACCUGUGGGGGGGACUCAUCUACCUGGUCGCCCCACCCAAAACUAAAGCGGAAGGACUCGAAGUCAAAGUGCAGAUAGCUGUACCUGCGCCAUACUAUAAAGCUGGCGUGACAACUCCAGAUCAGUGGUCACUGCUGCGUACGGCUCCCUCACCUUGGGCAGAGUUGGAGUUUGCCAACAUCAUCCUGACUGUACCCUCUGAUGUUGUCCGGGACCUGGACCGCCCUGAUGAGUUAGCAGUGCUCUGGGAUGACAUCAUGAAGGGCAUCGCUGACCUGGCUGUCAUACCUCAUAAAUUUAAACGCAAAGAACGCUUUGUGGCAGAUGUGCAGAUUUCCCACGGUUGGAUGCACGCAGGAUAUCCCGUCAUGGUGCACAGGGCCACAGCACGGGACAUUGUCAGUGUCAACCAUGCUAAAACUAAAGGCUUGUGGGGCCCCAUCCAUGAACUGGGACACAACCAACAGAGAGGCUGCUGGGAAUUCCCACCACACACCACAGAGUGUACAUGCAACCUGUGGUCUGUGUAUGUGCAUGAAAAUGUGCUGGGGCUCACCAGGGACAAGGCUCAUCCAGGAAUGACUCCGGAUGGGCGAAACAAACGCGUUGAGGACUAUGCCAAGGGGGGCAAGAAACUCAACACCUGGAGUGUGUGGACAGCUUUGGAGACGUACUUGCAGCUCGAGAAGAAGUUUGGCUGGGAUGCCUUCAAGAAGGUGUUUGCAGCCUACCACAAGAUGAGCAACUUUCCAAAGGAUAACCAGGGGAAGAUGAACCUGUACGCUGAGACCUUCUCCCAGACUGUGAACAUGAACCUCACUGCAUUCUUUAAGUCCUGGGGCUGGCCCAUAGUCAAAGAAACAGAGGAGAAACUUGCCAGUCUCCCUCUGUGGAGUGACCAUCCCAUGGUCAAGUAUGACUGAGCUUCAAACUGUUGAUGAUUGAAGGCGUAAAGAAGUAGAUGUUAUGACAAAGUAAUUCCUGACAUUUUUGGGGCUUAUUCACAAAGGCAGAGCAAGUUUCCUCAGAACAGUUAAACACAGAGCAGUAAGAAUAGCAUCAAUCCAAAUUAAGCAAUUAAAACAACUUAAUCAGCAUGUAUAUAGGGUUUAAAAUGAGCACAUUCACUCUUUUCUAUGGCACUAGCAACAUACUCAUUUUUGUCCUCUUAGGCAUACAAGUCAAGCUUCCAUAUUAGUACUUCCAUAUUAGUACUCACUGUAGCAUCCUGCUCUUACAGUGAUAAAAUUAAGGACUCAAAUGCAUCUUUGAAUGUCUCAUUUCAUUCCCAGACAGCUCAGUUGACAGUCAAAAGUAAUACACAGCAUCUGACAGCAAACAUUAAACUUUUUUGUUUUUUACAGUUUUUUAGUGAUUUAGCAAAGAUCAACAAAGUUGAUCUAUGAGAUCAACUUUGAUCUCCCCUUUCAUCCCCACUGAUGAAAGGGAGUGGGUGGAGAGGAACAUUAGUAUUAAAAGCAGGUCAUUCUGAGAAAGGCUGUUAAGAAAGGCCUCCCCUGGUGCUUAAACCAUAUGUUUUGACAAAGCAUGACACAAAUGUUUUAACAAGACCACAGGAGACCAUAUUAAAAGGUGGGGAAACUGUAUGAUAUUUUCCCUGCAAAUAAAACAAGGUUAUCAUCCAAACAGGAAGUUAACUAACCUUAGUGUAUGCACAACUUAAAGUAAAGAAUAAAAAUGACCAAAACUCUCUUGGCUUAAUGCAGUGGUAACCUUUUUUUCCAUUCAGUGCCCCCUACUUAUAUCUAAGCAGAGCGUGUGACACUGCUAUAGGAAACCUCUUUUUAAGUAAGCUUGUUAAUUAGGGGAAAGAUGCUGUUUGGCCUCUGAUAGUGCAAUGAAUCACACAACACUUGGAACAAUAAUCAGUGCAGUUUUUGCGAUUUAUUGUCAAAAAUUGUCUGGUAAUAACAAGUGCAAAUAUGCCAAAUGAAAGACGCUACUGACUUAUGUGAUAUUGUGCAACACUGUUAUCAACUGGACUUUUAUUCUAGUUUCAUUUAUUUGCAUUGGAAAGGCAGACUUUUCUUCAAAUAAAGACAUACGUAUUAGAUAACUGAAAAUGUAAACUCUAGUGACGGAAAAAUAUGUGCAAUAUUUUAGCGAAAUGACUACUAAGAAUUUAGAGACUUAUUGAGUUCACUGACAUUUUUCCUUUUUGAUUGUACUCAUAUUUUAAAUGUAUUUUUUGCAAAUUUAAAGAAAGGUGCAAAGGGUUGAAAUGGAUAGACAUGGUUAAACAGAUACAUUUAGUGUGUAAAUGAAGAAUCCCACAGAGGAAUAAAUGCAUUUGUAAAAUACUUGAAACCAAAGUAAGAAACUGAGAGGUCAAAUAAAAAAGUUUCCAACCUUUAAUUUUGAAAAUAAAAAUGCUGUUUGAUUUUGGAAAACAGCACAAAUACUCAUGCCUCAGUGAAAGCCAUAGCUUCUUAUUUGUCAUAAACCUUUUACUUUAUUCUUCUCGUCUCUGUCCUCAGCACUUUUCAAGAGAUUUGUAGCCUGAUUGGUAUGAAUUUUGGAAAUUAUUUUAGCUGAUAGCAGAUCAGUCAUUCCUAACAGAAAGGGGUUGUGUUUCAGGUCAUUACUCUGAAGCUUUUACAGAUUUAUUUUGAUAUAUUUCUGAUGUUUUGUUGUAAUCUGCAUUCUUCCUUUCUGCAUACUUUCCUCUGGUGUCACAUUUGAUAUACAUACAUUUCUCAGGCUAUAAGAAAAGUCCAGGUUUUUAAUUUUACUACACUGAUAUUUGCCUUA
This is a messenger RNA of Cheilinus undulatus (humphead wrasse), 4797 nucleotides long. Its product is annotated as TRPM8 channel-associated factor homolog. The record is from RefSeq and is a predicted model, not a curated record. Bases 198 to 2948 code for a protein of 916 amino acids. The transcript has 13 exons. NCBI's taxonomy places the organism in Eukaryota, Metazoa, Chordata, Actinopteri, Labriformes, Labridae.